Verruconis gallopava is the source of this 2199-nucleotide messenger RNA. RefSeq lists its product as uncharacterized. Gene Ontology annotation, molecular function: SUMO activating enzyme activity. The transcript has 3 exons. Gene Ontology annotation, cellular component: cytoplasm; SUMO activating enzyme complex. The record is from RefSeq and is a predicted model, not a curated record. Bases 300 to 1607 code for a protein of 435 amino acids. Lineage: Eukaryota; Fungi; Ascomycota; Dothideomycetes; Venturiales; Sympoventuriaceae. Gene Ontology annotation, biological process: protein sumoylation.
CACAAGACAACGACGACGGCGACGACGACGACGAUAGCGGAGGCCUCACCACGCUGGCCUGCUCAUGCCGACGUGCGCACGCAACUUGCCGGUCCUCAUCUUGAAUGUCUUGAAUGUCUUGGAUGGUCACCCCGCCGCCCUCGCCCUGCUUUCUGCCUUGAUUUUUGCCCUCGACCUCGCUCUCGCCAUCGUCGACUACUGAAAUCUACUGUCUGACGAAUCCACAACCGCGAACCCACGCACUUGCGCGCACAUUCACAGUCACUCACAUCCACGCAACGGAUCCUACCACAGCUUCAAUGGAUCAGCAGCCUCCCUCCCACGAGAACGGCGCAGGAGUACCACCUCCGACGGGUUAUACUAUGGCUUCCAACGUGGAAGCCCCAGACCAAGCUGGUAUCAGCGCAGACGAAAUUGCGUUGUACGAUAGACAAAUAAGACUCUGGGGAGUGCAAGCACAAGAGAACAUUCGCAAGGCAAACAUCCUGCUUGUCCGCGUAAAGGCACUUGCCAACGAAGUGGCAAAGAACCUUGUUCUUGCGGGCAUCCACUCCAUUACUCUCAUCGACCACGAGCAAGUCACCGCUGAUGACCUCGGCGCCCAAUUCCUCAUUAACGAAUCGCACAUUGGUCAGAACCGGGCGCAAGCCGCAGUUGCAGAGCUUCAGAAGCUCAACCCGCGUGUGAGAUGUACCGCCGAUCCCGAAAACAUCGAGAACAAGGCCGAUCUUGUCGCCUAUGUCUCCCCCUUUGAUCUGGUCAUCGGCACGGAUUUGACCUUCCCAAUCGCUCAACUAGUCAGCGCGGCGCGUCGCAUGGCCAACAAGCCCAGCUACAUUGCUGGCACACACGGAAUGUACGGCUUCAUCUUCGCCGACCUCAUUCAGCACACCUUCACCAUUGAGCGCGAGAAAUUCAACGCGCCAUCCAAGGUCGGUCCUGAGACACUGACACGUACAAUACUCUCUUCGAGCAGCAAGCGCGAGAAAGGCGAGCUCAAGGAGACGGUACUCAAGCAGGAGAUUUAUACCCCUCUCCUGCUGGCCAACACAUCCCCUCUACCCGCCGACAUCCUCAACAACCGGAGGAAGUUGAAGCAGGUCACACCGCUUUUGCCAUGUCUAAGAGCGCUAUGGGAUUUUGAGACGGAGCAGGGACGUCUACCCGCUCCCAAUCCGGCGGAUCUGAAGUUGUACACUACGAAGGCAACCGAAAAGCACCGCGAAUUGCAGUUACCCAUUGAGACGUUGAAAUCCGACUUCCUGCGCUCCUUUAUACAGAAUCUGGGAUCCGAAAUCGCACCCGUAACUGCCACGCUAGGAGGUAUGUUGGCGCAAGAUGCCAUCAACGUGUUGGGCAAAAGGGAACAGCCCAUUCAGAAUUUCGUGCUGUUCAAUGGAGAAGAGUAUCAGGCGCCGGUUUACGCAUUGCACCCUAUAUUCAAUGACGGUAUGGAUGGAAUGGUCCCUGCUCAGCCCAUGGCAAUGCCUAUUGAUGCAACAACCAUAGCAAAUGGAGGCAUGGCUUUCGACAUGUCUAGCGGAGUAAAUGCAACGAUAACGAGCGCAGCAGUAGACCACAGCAUAAACGGGGUGCCCAGCUCGUGACGAGCGCACAGUAGAUAUAAGCUGCGAAACGAAAAGUGUAAUGCAAUAAGAAAAAUAAAGGGGGGGUUUCAAGGAUCUUAUUAACGAGGCGAAAAGUUCUGUGUCGGCCCAUCGACUGCAGAAAAUCGACGGCUUGACCCUUUUAAGGUACUGAAACUGCCAACGCGCAAGAUCGGAAUCUAUGCAAAAUUAAACGUACGCUGUCAUUACUUGGGAGCAUCAUUGCCCAACGUCAAUCGGUGGCGGAUUGGUCAAGUCGAGAUGUACAUUACUGCCAGCAUAUAGUACGCAUUUCGCUUAGCUCCUCCACGAUCGAGCGAAGUACGAGAGCUCGCCAUUGAUCCACCGAUACCACCAAAAUUCAGGAGUUGGGAGAAAUUGCCACGGCAAGGCAAUGACAUCUCCGUGCUUGCCAAUAAGGUGUAUCUCGCCCGUCAACACACUCAAAUGCCACCGACGUUCUAGAUCUUUUUUUGUCUUGUUCCUAGCAUUUCAAGCCAUCAUACUGUCCCUGCGAUACUGAGACCCCUGAUCUCCUGCAAAACCUCUUCAACCCUCUGAUCCAGCACUCCAUCCGCGUAUUGGUCCCUGG